Molecule: messenger RNA, 1011 nt
Organism: Panicum virgatum (switchgrass)
Lineage: Eukaryota; Viridiplantae; Streptophyta; Magnoliopsida; Poales; Poaceae
Product: ubiquitin-conjugating enzyme E2 20-like
Exons: 3
Coding region: 113-664 (183 amino acids)
Source: RefSeq, a predicted model, not a curated record
CUCCUCUCCCCCACCCCUCUCUCUCUCCUCCGCUCUCUUCCAAUCUCUCUCCCUCUCCGCGUCUCCAAUCUCUGGGAGAGAGAGGAAGCGCACCCCGGGCCGAUCGCCAGCCAUGGCCCGCGGAGAGAACCAGGAGUCGCAGAGCGGCAACGUCCCCGCGGCUUCGGCGUCGGCGGCGGGGCCGAAGCCGGCGGCGGCGGGGGCCGGGAAGGCCGCGGAGGGCCAGUCGGUGGUGCGGCGGCUGCAGUCGGAGCUGAUGGCGCUGAUGAUGGGCGGCGACCCGGGUGUGUCGGCGUUCCCGGAGGGGGACAACAUCUUCCACUGGGUGGGCACCAUCGCCGGGUCGGCGGGCACCGCCUACGAGGGCACCUCCUACCGCCUCGCGCUCGCCUUCACCGCCGAGUACCCCUACAAGCCGCCCAAGGUGCGGUUCGACACGCCGUGCUUCCACCCCAACGUCGACGCGCACGGCAACAUCUGCCUCGACAUCCUCCAGGACAAGUGGUCCUCGGCCUACGACGUCCGCACCAUCCUGCUCUCCAUCCAGAGCCUCCUCGGAGAGCCGAACAACGACUCGCCGCUCAACACGCAGGCGGCGGCGCUCUGGGCGAACCAGGAAGAGUUCAGAAAGAUGGUGGAGAAGCUCUACAAGGCCGCCGCGUAGAGGAAGGAGGCCCGAGAAAGACGUCCGGCGCCGAUGCCGCGGCUUCGCGGGCGGGUGGGGUUGCAUGGAGAAGCUCUGCAAGCAGUGAUCUCGCUUCGAUGAUAAGGGGUUAGGUGCAUUCUUUGGUGGGGUUCGGUUUCCUGGCGAGUGGCGAGUCUGUAAUUGUUUUCUGAGUUAUGGAUGUUCAGUGGGCAGUGAUUCGUUUCACUUUCACAGUAGUUGUUUUAUCGCCUCUUGUUGUUUCAAUCUGAGAUGGGAAUGACAUCUUGAUUUGAUGGCGACCAAUUCCAUCUCAAAAAUACUCAGAACCUGCAUCAACAUGAUCUCAAGAAUGCUCAGAUUGCAAA